This is a messenger RNA of Theobroma cacao (cacao), 934 nucleotides long. RefSeq names its product RUB1 conjugating enzyme 1 (gene RCE1). The record is from RefSeq and is a predicted model, not a curated record. NCBI's taxonomy places the organism in Eukaryota, Viridiplantae, Streptophyta, Magnoliopsida, Malvales, Malvaceae.
AGCAAAAAAAAAAAGGUGGGUCCUACUUUCGUGUCAUCUCUCUCUCUCUAUCUCUGUCCUUUACUUUCCUUCCCGCGUCCAUAUCCAAAAGCCCUCUCCUUUUUCCUAUUCUGUUCAUCGAAUUUCCUGCUUUCUUCCUUUAUCUCUUUGGGUUUUUCUUGAGAAGGAGCUAUGAUUCGGCUGUUUAAAGUAAAGGAAAAGCAGAAAGAACUUGCUGAAAAUGCAAACGGUGGAGUACCUAUCAAAAAGCAAACUGCGGGCGAGUUGCGUUUACACAAAGAUAUUUCUGAGCUGAACCUACCUAAAUCUUGUGCCAUAUUAUUUCCUAAUGGAAAGGAUGACCUGAUGAACUUUGAGGUUUCAAUUCGACCUGAUGAAGGAUAUUAUUUUGGUGGAACAUUUUUGUUCUCCUUCCAAGUUUCUCCCAUCUAUCCACAUGAGGCACCAAAAGUUAAGUGCAAGACCAAGGUCUACCAUCCAAAUAUUGACUUGGAGGGAAAUGUUUGCCUUAACAUCUUACGUGAAGACUGGAAACCUGUGCUUAAUAUAAACACCAUAAUUUAUGGAUUAUAUCAUCUGUUCACGGAACCAAAUUAUGAGGAUCCCCUCAAUCAUGAUGCUGCUGCAGUGUUGAGGGAUAACCCAAAGAUGUUUGAAUCUAACGUGAGGAGGGCUAUGGCUGGUGGGUAUGUCGGGCAAACCUUUUUCCCACGGUGUAUCUAGCUUUUGCUCUGUAGCGAAAGUGCUAAUGCACAUAUGUUAUCAACACUUGAGUUUCAAUGGGCUGUAUAAUUUAUCUGCAAAUUACCUUUUGUCAUCCCUUUUGAUUCUCUUGGUGGUGCUCAGGGAAUUAACUCCUAAAAGACCAACCUGCUAAAAUUGCAACUGUGUUUUAUUGUAGCUUUUCUGAUGCUAUUUGUGUUGCUGUGCCAUA